Molecule: messenger RNA, 1419 nt
Organism: Fonsecaea erecta
Lineage: Eukaryota; Fungi; Ascomycota; Eurotiomycetes; Chaetothyriales; Herpotrichiellaceae
Exons: 6
Coding region: 1-1419 (472 amino acids)
Biological process (GO): transmembrane transport; carbohydrate transport
Cellular component (GO): membrane
Molecular function (GO): carbohydrate:proton symporter activity
Source: RefSeq, a predicted model, not a curated record
AUGCUGCAGAAGUCUGCCACGGGCACCUGGCUACCAGCCUGGGUGCCUCAAUCGACGGUGACCCUCUCAAUCUGCUUGAUAUUCUGCUCCAUGGUACAAUCGGCAACUGGUGGCUACGACGGGUCUAUGCUCAAUGGUCUCAACAUCUUACCGUCGUACACAGAUUAUUUCAACCUCAAUGCUGCAACCACUGGCCUCAACACUGCUUCCGUCUUUAUCGGCGGCUUCUUCGGUCCUCUUGUGUCUGGAAUCAUCGCAGAUCGCCUCGGCAGACGACCAGCUGUGUUCUGGGGCUCGGUUCUGACUCUAGUUGGUGUCUUGCUUCAAACCGCUGCACAAAACAUCGCCAUGUUCGUGGUCGCUCGCAUUGUUCUGGGAUUUGGUUCCGCCAUUUCUGGUAUUGCAGGCAGUGUCUACUUGGCAGAGACAUACCCAAGCAAGUAUCGCGCAUGGGGUGUCGGGUUACUGAAUGAUUUCUACUAUCCCGAAUCUCCGCGUUGGUUGAUCCACCGUGGUCUUUACGAUGAAGGACGUAUAGCAGUCGCUCAGACAAACGCCAACGGAGAUCUGAGUGACCCCGUUGUACUCGCAGUAUACAAGGAGAUCGUCGACACUCUCAACUGGGAGAAGGAGAACCUGAUGACCUUCAAAGAAACCAUCAAAAACCCCGUUUCGCGAAAACGCCUCCUUAUUGGGAUGUCGCCUGGCCCCUUUUCCUGCAUCGCCGGGAAUAUCAUUGCUUCUUAUUAUCUUGGUCCCGAGCUGGACACUGCUGGCAUCACAAACUCAAAUGACCAACUCAAAGCAAAUGUCGUCCUCAACGUCUGGUGCCUUGCAUGUGCUCUCGGCGGCACACACCUGGCUGCGCGAUGGGGUCGCAAACCUACCGCCAUCCUUUCACAGUGUCUGCUGAUUAUAUGCCUGUUUGUUAUUGGAGGGUUGUCCAAGAUAUAUGCUGAUAACCCUGAUGGAGCGUCAAAAGGACUCGUCUAUGGCGACGUCGCCGUCAUGUUCUUGUUCCAAGGGUUCUACUCGAUUGCAUGGACGCCAUUGCUCUACCUGUACCCACCCGAGAUCAUGAACUACGCAAUCCGUGCAAAUGGCCUUGCAUUCUCGUCGUUCAUGUUGAAUGCUCUCGCGGUCCUCCUUGUCUUCAUUAUGCCAAUUGGCCUGAAUAACAUUGGGUGGAAAAUGUACAUCAUCAACGGCUCAUGGGAUAUUAUAGUUGUGGUGCUAAUUGUGGUCUUCUGGGUUGAAACGAAAGGUCGAACUCUGGAAGAGAUUGAUGCUCUCUUCGAAGGACAGAAGCACUCUGAUGUACCAGAUGUCGAGUUGGUUCGUACUGGUAAAGCUUACAUUGAUGUCGAUAAAGUGCAGCGCGACAUCAGUACAGUUGUGGAAACUACCAAACUAGAUUAG